This is a messenger RNA of Trifolium pratense (red clover), 1642 nucleotides long. RefSeq names its product shewanella-like protein phosphatase 2. The record is from RefSeq and is a predicted model, not a curated record. Gene Ontology annotation, molecular function: hydrolase activity. Bases 86 to 1258 code for a protein of 390 amino acids. The transcript has a single exon. NCBI's taxonomy places the organism in Eukaryota, Viridiplantae, Streptophyta, Magnoliopsida, Fabales, Fabaceae.
AGUCUUUCUUUCGUCUCGUGCUUCUCAUUUUGAAGCUAAAAAAUAAAAAAGCGCUUCUGAUGAUUUGAAAGCACUUAUUUUCAAAAUGGAAAACGAAAAACAAAACUCAUUCUGCAAACGAGUUCCCAAUCUUCUAUCUUCUUUCGUCGAUACAUUCGUUGACUUUUCAGUCAGCGGCGGAAUCUUCCUCCCACCACCGCCGUCAUCUCCGCCACCUCCACUCCCCACUCGACUACCCUCCCCGCAACGUCUUAUUGCCAUCGGCGAUCUCCAUGGCGACCUCAAGAAAACAAAAGAAGCUCUCCGAAUCGCCGGAUUAAUCGACGAUUCCGAUAAAUACAUCGGAGGUUCAUCCACCGUAGUUCAAGUCGGCGAUGUCCUCGACCGCGGCGGUGACGAAAUCAAAAUCCUGUACCUCUUAGAAAAACUGAAACGCGAAGCAGCAAUUCAAGGCGGAAGAUUCAUCACCAUGAAUGGAAACCACGAGAUCAUGAACGUUGAAGGUGAUUUCCGUUUCGCGACGAAAUCAGGCGUUGAUGAAUUUAGGGUUUGGUUGAAAUGGUUUCGUGAAGGUAACAAGAUGAAGAGUCUCUGCAAAGAUUUGGAACCACCGUUAGAUCCGUUGGAUGGUGUACACGUGGUGUUUCGUGGUGCGAGGAGAGAGUUUCAUGAUGGGCUUAGGGCUAGGGUUGCUGCAUUAAGACCUAAUGGCCCAAUUUCUAGAAGGUUCUUCACACAAAACGUUACUGUUUUGGUUGUUGGUGAUUCGAUUUUUGUUCAUGGUGGUUUGUUGCAAGAACAUGUUGAUUAUGGAUUGGAGAAGAUUAAUAGUGAGGUUAUUGAUUGGGUUAAUGGUAAUUAUGGUAAUCGGUUGUCACCGGGUUAUUGUCGUGGGAGGAAUGCAGUUGUUUGGCUUAGGAAAUUUUCUGAUGGGAAUUGUGAUUGUUCGAGUCUUGAGCAUGUUUUGUCAACGAUUCCGGGUGUUAAGAGGAUGAUUAUGGGGCAUACCAUUCAGAGGGGAGGGAUUAAUGGCGUUUGCGGAAAUAAGGCUAUUCGAAUUGAUGUUGGUAUGUCGAAAGGUUGUGGUGGUGGUUUGCCUGAGGUUUUGGAGAUUGAUAGGGUUUCUGGGGUGAACAUAUUGACAUCAAAUUCUUUAUAUCAUCAAGAUGUUGAUGUUGGGAAGGUGGAAGAAGGGCUUGGAUCGUUGAUUAAUAAUGAUCAAGAUGUUAGACCUAGACAAGUGGAAGUUAAAGCUUAACUUUUAUCGAUAAGAAUCAAAGUUGAUGAUUGAGAGUUUACAACAUUCACAUAGAAUGCUCACCAAUCACUUGCUAGAUCCUGAAGAUUAAAGGCUUAGUUUCAACUUUCAACUUUAAAAUUGUUUAGAUUAUUUAGGCAAUUGUUGCAAUAAAGGUUUCUCAUUCUUGUGCAUCGGAGUUAGAGGUAUCUAUAUCCUAUGCCUUAUUGUUUAGGUUUUUAGGGUUUAGUAAUUAGGAUAUGGAGGUGAUGAUUUCUAAUCAAACUUAUAUGAUUGUUUGUUUAGUGGAUUGUUAACAUCAUCAUUGAUCGUACAUGAUUGAUUAAUUCCUUGUCGACCUAUUUGACAUUGUAAUUGAGUAUGAAAACAUGGACGUAUUAAUAA